AUGAUUCUCUCUUCGCUCGCGUCGGCAGCCCUCUGGCUUGCCAUGAUGCCCCGGGAAGCCGGGGCGUCAGCAGUGCACCUGGGAAAGCGAGGCGAGACGCCUCAGGCCAAUGUGCUGGCCGACACCAUCAAGUCGUGCAGCUACUGGUAUGACAACUACGAAGGCGAGAGCUGCGUCGUGGUGCGGGAUUACAUGUUUGCCAUCUCCCCCGAGACAUUCAGCCGCUGGAACCCGUCGGUCGGUCUCGACUGCAGCAACUGGCAAGACUGGACCUCGUACUGCAUCCAGGUCGCCAGCGAAGAGCCUCCCAAAACCACCACCACCACGGCGAGCACCACGACGACUGUGCCCGCACAGUCUCAGACGCCCACGGCCGUGCUGACGGGAUGGAACCCAAUGGGCUACUUCAUCGACGACCACACCGAGGGCUUCCGCUACGCCGGCGUCAAGUCGGGGACCGAGUGCUGGUGCGGCUCUUUUGUGGGCGGCGACUGGGCCGCAAACCAAACCUCGUGCAACGUGCCCUGCCCCGGCGACGCGAAACAGACGUGCGGCGGCAGGGCGCUGCUGCUCGUGUUUGAGGCUCAGGUCAAGACGGAUCCUCUGCCGCCCAUCAGCAUCCCAUCGACCACCUCCCACACAACUGCUAUUACAUCCUCGUCCGUCUCGCUCACUUCGUCAACGUCGACACCAUCGAGCACUGCACUUCCACCCAUCUCCUCUCUCCCAGCCUGCGGGCAAACAUGUUUCUUGAAUAUGAUCAACACAUACUCAUCCCUUGGAUGCUCCACCCCCGAUCCGGCAUGUCUGUGCCGCAAUGUCAACUUCGGCUAUGGCAUCCGGGACUGCUCAAAUGCACGCACUAGCAACUGCUACGGGUGGAACGGCAACUCCAACUUCAGCUACAAAGACCACUUCCGCAUCUUCCACAACCGCGAUCACAAGCCUGCCAACUUGCGGUCAGACAUGUUUCAACAACAUGCUUGCGCAAUAUGA
Colletotrichum scovillei is the source of this 996-nucleotide messenger RNA. Its product is annotated as CFEM domain protein. The transcript is spliced from 3 exons. Bases 1 to 996 code for a protein of 331 amino acids. NCBI's taxonomy places the organism in Eukaryota, Fungi, Ascomycota, Sordariomycetes, Glomerellales, Glomerellaceae. The record is from RefSeq and is a predicted model, not a curated record.